AUGGGUUCAAAUAAAUUAUCAUCAGUUGCUAAAACUGCCAAUUUAGCUGCUCAAGCUAUUAGAACUACUUCUGUUAACAAAUCAAUCAGAAAUGCUGGACAAUUUCAAGCUUUAAGAAUGGGUAUGGGUGGAGUUAGAUUAGCAUCAAACGAAUCAGGACCAAAAACUAUGACUGUCAGAGAUGCUUUAAAUUCUGCUUUAGCUGAAGAAUUAGACAGAGAUGACGAUGUUUUCAUCAUGGGUGAAGAAGUUGCUCAAUAUAAUGGUGCUUAUAAAAUUACCAGAGGUUUAUUAGAUAGAUUUGGUGAAAGAAGAAUUAUUGAUACUCCAAUUACCGAAAUGGGUUUCACCGGUUUAACUGUUGGUGCUGCUUUAGCUGGUUUAAAACCAGUUUGUGAAUUCAUGACCUUUAAUUUCGCUAUGCAAUCAAUUGAUCAUAUUAUUAACUCAGCUGCUAAAACUUUCUAUAUGUCAGGUGGUACUCAACCAUGUAACAUUACUUUCAGAGGUCCAAAUGGUGCUGCUGCCGGUGUUGCUGCUCAACAUUCUCAAGAUUAUGCUGCUUGGUACGGUUCUAUUCCAGGUUUAAAAGUUUUAUCUCCAUACAGUGCUGAAGAUUACAGAGGUUUAAUCAAAGCUGCUAUUAGAGAUCCAAAUCCUGUUGUUUUCUUAGAAAAUGAAAUUUCUUAUAAUGAUACAUUCGAAAUGAGUGAAGAAAGUUUAUCAACCGAUUUCGUUUUACCAAUUGGUAAAGCUAAAAUUGAAAAAGAAGGUACUGAUAUAACUUUAGUCUCUCACUCAAGAAAUGUUAAAUUCUGUUUAGAUACUGCUGAAAUCUUAGAAAAAGAAUAUGGUGUUAAAGCUGAAGUUGUUAACUUAAGAUCUAUUAAACCAUUAGAUGUUCCAACUUUAGUUGAAAGUGUUAAAAAGACUAACCAUUUAGUUACCGUUGAAGCUGGUUUCCCAGCUUUCGGUGUUGGUUCAGAAAUCGUUGCUCAAAUCAUGGAAUCUGAAGCUUUCGAUUACUUAGAUGCUCCAGUUGAAAGAGUUACUGGUGCUGAAGUUCCAACUCCUUAUGCUAAAGAAUUAGAAGAUUUUGCUUUCCCAGAUCCUCCAACUAUUCUUAGAGCCUGUAAAAAAGUCUUAAGUUUAUAA
Molecule: messenger RNA, 1155 nt
Organism: Yamadazyma jaroonii
Lineage: Eukaryota; Fungi; Ascomycota; Pichiomycetes; Serinales; Debaryomycetaceae
Source: the annotation of a GenBank genome assembly